AGUCGUGAGUGGCGGACCAAGCGUUGCCACUCGUGACGGUGGGCGCGCUGCCAUAAAGACGAGAUCUUUCAGCGAUGGCUCUACGAGCACGGUGUGUAUCGAGUGAACCGCCUUUCUGAUCUCACCUCAUUCGUGGGAGCAUCUCAGGUUCUGGUCGGCUAUGCGCGCGCAUCUGCUCCUCUACGUUGCUGCUGCGCAGUGUGCGACCGCCGCAGCGGAGUGGUCACUCGAUCGACAUGACUCGCACAUCGCCAGUGAGCGAACCAUUGACGAUGGACUGUCGACGUGCUUCGGAUGCUUGCGCCGCCGAGGAGCAGGCGAGGAUGCAGUGUCAAAAUCUUUAAAGCUCAUAGAGUCCACUUCCUCCAAGGCUUCGCCCGCUUAUCGCACUCGAGUGCAGCACGAGAGGAAUCGAAAGGAGGCGAUGGCCAAGAAGCUGAAAUCGAAACCAGUGUCCAAGCUGAGCGCGGACGAAGUCGAGUUGCUAUAUCGUGCUGGUCACGCAAAUCGAGUGCCUUUGGGGAGUGGCAACAGGCGGACGCUCUACAGUCAGCACAAGAUACUCCGCGCGCAAGGUCUGCUCGAUCGAGCGCUGGAGGUGCACCCAAAAUUGCGCUCCCUCACUCGCGUCGAUGGUCAGCGCAUCGACACAUCGGCGCCAGCUGAACGCGGUUAUGGCCCAUACAAGUCGCGCUCAGCAAACCUAUCGCGCGAUCUCGAGCCGGCUAGAGGUCGGCCGCGCCUACCGACCGGCCGAGGCUCAUCGAAAACCCGCCAAAGGCAACGUCAACGACUCGCCAUUGUUAGCGAUCAGGCGCCAGAGUCUCGGGAUGGUGCGUCUACAGCGCACGCAUCUUCGUCCCGCGCGGCAUCUCCUCCGCACACGCCACUACAGCAAAACACACACCCUGCGCACGUUCUGUUCAGACCUGCUUGGCAUGUCAACACCAUUCGCAAAGCCCGGACUCCUCGCUACGAAGUCCUCGACGCAGCCUCCUCCAGAGGUUCGCUCCAAGGAGAACCCGCGUUCGCUGCCCAGCUGACAAAGCGAGGUCAGCAAAUGAAUGAGGAAGCCUUGAACGAGGCAAAGGCAGUCUAUGAGCUGGUACAAGAGGCUUCACGGCGUCACCGCCCGGACAAUCCCGGGCGCACCGCUAAAGAUUUCGGUGAGGGAGGGGAGCGCACUCUCCUUCGACAAAUGAGAAUCGUAAAGCAGGCUCAAAAGUCCGGUCUUGCCGAUGAGCUCAAAGAGUUUCACCGCGGUCACAAAGAUUUCCUUGAACCCGGCCUGUCUUGGAAAGCAAGGCGCAGAACUACUCUGGCAAGGUGGAAGGUCCGCAGCAUCCUGCGCGAAGCGGGGUCCCUCCCACAGCAUGUCUGGCAAGUCGUCCCUGGUUCGCGAUCAGCCUCGAGAUAUAAAGCCGAACGGCCAAGUCCUGCCAAGUUGUCAUCCGCACAAAACUCAUGGUACGAAUGGCGAGACAGAAAGGCGGCGGAAGUCAAAGAGCAUGGACUCGCAGCCAUUGCGCCCCAGCUUGAAAAAUUGCACUGGGAUAAUGAGCCCAGCUCGGACGCUGAAAGGUCCCUCUUUCAACGAGCGCAUGCCCUCGCCACGGCUCGCGCCAUUGGCAAGCAUGUGGAUGCGAGCACGUCUAUGAGCUCCGUCUCGGGGCCAGCAGCGCUGGCCACAAAUCGUCCAAGACGUCAAGCUCGAAAGAGGCCAUGGGUCGAUCCUGAUCAAGACGACGCGUCGUCUGACGCCGGCGAUCACCUGCCACCCGCCCUGCGCGACGUGAAACGGGUGAUCAAGUCUGCUGACGCUCUUCGACCGCUGUCAGCGCGCUGGCAAGUGAAGAAAUCCCGCUCAAAGGGCAGGGACGACCGCACGGCUCUCGCUGCAAGCAAGGUUGACCAUGCAGCACCCUCGUACGCGAGACCGGGCUUUGGCAUCGCACAAAUCGAAGGAAGCUCGCCGCCCGUGUCGAGGCAAGCGCAGUCUAGUGCGUCGAGCCCCCAGAGCAAGGCGAAAAGGCCCCGCUCUCAAGUCACCUACGUAGAUCCCAACGAGUCCCAAGCUCGUCGGCUGCAGAAACGUGCACCACCAGAACCUGAAGCAUUCGAAAAAGCGGCUGCCGCGUACGAUGCAUGGCGCUCCCGGACUAAAAAGCACGGCCCAAAGCCCAUGGCGCUAGGCCAAGGCUGUCGAAAGACGAUCUCUCGCCAGCGCAAACGGCUCGCAGGGCUAGACGCGGCUUGUCACGUUGCCGAGGUGUUGCCGGACGGCAGGUCGCGCUUGUCCGAAUCCCAAAUGACCGACGAACGACUGCAAAGGCAUCGGCUGCUGCGCGCAGCCGCCGAUCGGCGGUACAGGGAUCGCAAGGCCUUGCGGCUGGCAAACUACAGUGAAGAUGAUGUCUGGAAAAAAGUUCCGGGAAAUCGCAGUAUGGGCAGGCUUGGUGCACAUAUGAAAGACGCAUCUUCACCUUACGCAGCCGCUACGUUGAAAGCUUACGGCAGCACGGUGAGAAAAGCGCAACGAAUUCGAGAGCAAGGGCUUGCGGAAGGCGAUCUGCUGAGUGUGGGUGCGAAGGCCGCCAAGACUGGUAGACCCUCUCUGGCGUACAGCUCCGCGGUGGAUUCUGGUGCGCCUCGCAGCUCGAUAGCGGCCGCUCCUCGAACCUCUCGUGUGGCAGCACCGCCACAAGUCGAGAGUGGCGAAAGCUGGUUGCGCAAGUCUAGCUCGGAGCGUGAAGCGAGUGCGCUGGCGCCGAAAUUCAACGCCGGUCGGAAGAAGAACGUGCUGGGCGUUGGCUCCCAGUCAACCCUCUGGCGACAGCGUCAAGAGGGCGCCUUGCCCGCGGAUCAGGAAAUGUCUCGAGCCAAACGCGGCAGACCAAAGCUGCCCGACGGAAUUGGUGCGCCAAUCACCCUCUGGCGGCAGCGUCAAAGGGCGCGCGUAGAGGAGGGCGAAGCCGAGUCGAUCGACAAGCUACCGAGCAGAAGGCAGCACUCGGGGAAGGCGCCUCUUCCCUGGGGCAAGGGCAAUCAUAGCACACUGACCCGGCAGCGAACAGCGCUGAGAAUAGGCGGGUUCAACAACGACGCCAUCCAUCUUCUAGUCCCUUGGAAGUAUCCAGAGAGGCAAAAGGAGGUCGAAAAUUUCGUGCCAGCAUUUAAAGGCACGUCGAAUUCGGGAGCCUACAGACACGAACUGCUACUCAGAGAGGGGUCCAGACUUCGCGAAAAGGGUCUUUACGAAGGAUCGGAACGUUUAAAGGCGCUCGUUGGCCAGGCCAGGAAAUGGAGAGCCAGUCGAGAUCAGCCUUUGGGUGACAUAAGUGCACCUCGGCCGCCGCAGGAUCCACCCACCACGUCCGUGGAGCAGUCUACUUACACCGCGCCAAGCCCGAGAGAGCCGCAACAUCGGAGAACGCCGCGGAAGCCGGGACCUGUUUUGCAGUACGACACCACCUUUCCGAAGCCCUGGGCUGCGCCCUCUUCUGCCAGAUCAUCAGCAGCCGAGACUGCCUCGUCAAACGUCGCCGAGGAGCCUGCCCUCCAAAAGAGAUCUGGUGAGGAAGAGCUGCUGAAAGCGAAAGAGGAAGCACAGGCGCUUCUCAAGGGGAAAUUUGCCGACGUGCCAAUCGGAACAGGACAACCCAAAGUGCAGUACGGGCACCGCGAGACGUUGAAAAAUGCUCAACGAUUUGACUUGGUUGAAAAGAUUUGGCCGGGUAUGAAACGUCGAGGUCCCGCCAGAAAAGCGGUCGGAGAGGGGUCGCGUCGAACAUUGUGGCGACAAAAGCAGCGCUUAGCUCGCGAGGGACAGUCGACGGAUGAAGUCGACUCGCUAUUGCCCGAGCCGCGCAUGAACUAUCACAAUGGACUCAGGGGAUUCGGACAAGGCAGCGCCAGGACCUUGUCGCGUCAACGUAGACUAUUGCGAUGGGGCAAGGUGCCCAGCGACAAAGUUUGGGGAAUCGUACCUGCCAAGAGGCCGCGCGAGCCUACCGCAUCACCAGAAGCUUUUUCGGGCAGAGACGUUUCGCUGCGCAAAGAAGCCGAAUCCAUUCGCGACCACGGUCUGGUCCACGGCACCUCACGCCUGCUAUUAUCCAUCCUCGGCAAGCCCAAACUAAGCAGCACUGCCCCUUCAUCCCUUGUUCGAGGACCGAGUCUCGUGCGUGGCGACAGCGACGUUCGUGAACAAUCACUUGCAAGCGAUCGGGAGUAGAUCCAGUCUUGCAAUGCUAACAAUCGAAUCACGUGUAGAACAAUGGCGUCGAGCGUGCUUCUCAUCAGGCGUUGUGUGACGGCAUGCCAUUGCUCAAUUCUCGCGUGCU
This is a messenger RNA of Ceraceosorus guamensis, 4343 nucleotides long. RefSeq lists its product as hypothetical. The coding region runs from base 161 to 4234 and encodes 1357 amino acids. The transcript has 2 exons. Lineage: Eukaryota; Fungi; Basidiomycota; Exobasidiomycetes; Ceraceosorales; Ceraceosoraceae. The record is from RefSeq and is a predicted model, not a curated record.